CCUUCGCUAUGGCCACCACCGCACCAGCACCACCACGGGAUCCACGCUGCUACAGCCGCUCAGCAACCCGUCCGGCUCCCCAUCGACCAGGUCAACUUUGUAGUGUGCCAACUCUUCGCCUUGCUUGCUGCUGCUUGGUUUCGAACUUACCUUCAUUCAAGCAAAACUAGCCCAUUUAUAAGGCAUCUUGUUGCCACCCUUUUGGGCCUUUAUCUUGCACUUUUUUGUUUCGGAUGGUAUGCCUUACAUUUUGUUAUACAAAGUGGAAUUUCCUACUAUAUCAUGAUCAUUAUAGGUGUGGAGAAUAUGCACAAAUAUUGUUUUGUUUUUGCUUUGGGAUACCUCACUGUGUGCCAAAUUUCUAGAGUCUAUAUCUUUGACUAUGGACAAUAUUCUGCUGAUUUUUCAGGCCCAAUGAUGAUAAUUACACAGAAAAUUACAAGCUUGGCAUAUGAAAUUCAUGAUGGAAUGUUUAGAAAGGAUGAGGAACUUACAACACCACAGCGAUGCUUAGCUGUAAGACGCAUGCCAAGUCUACUGGAAUAUUUAAGUUACAACUGUAAUUUCAUGGGUAUCCUGGCAGGCCCGUUAUGCUCUUAUAAAGACUAUAUUACUUUCAUUGAAGGCAGAUCAUACCAACUGACACAGUCUGAAGCAAAUGGGAAAGAAGAGAUAAAAUAUGAACAAACAGAGCCUUCUCCAAAUAUAGCUGUGGCGCAGAAACUCGUAGUGUGUGGACUAUCCUUAUUGUUUCAUAUGACUAUUAGCAAAACAUUGCCUGUAGAAUACAACAUUGAUGAUCAUUUUAGAGCAACAGCGUCACUGCCUACAAGGGUUAUCUACUUGUACCUGUCUCUUAUGGCAGCUAGACCCAAAUACUAUUUUGCAUGGACUUUGGCAGAUGCAAUUAAUAAUGCAGCUGGGUUUGGGUUUAGAGGCUAUGACAAAAAUGGAGUCUCACAGUGGGAUUCAAUUUCAAAUCUACGGAUUCUACAUAUAGAGUUUUCAACGAGUUUCAAGAUGUUUCUUGAUAACUGGAAUAUCCAGACAGCUCUAUGGCUAAAAAGAGUAUGCUAUGAACGAGCCUCCUUCAGUCCAACAAUACAAACCUUCAUCUUGUCAGCCAUUUGGCAUGGAGUGUAUCCUGGAUAUUAUUUAACAUUUUUAACAGGGGUACUAAUGACACUUGCAGCACGAACUAUUAGAAAAAAUGUUAGGCACCUCUUUAUUGACUCUCCAUCCAUUAAAUUAUGUUACGAUAUCAUGACAUGGAUGACAACUCAAGUAGCAAUAAGUUAUACAGUUGUACCAUUUGUACUUCUCUCUGUAAAACCAUCUUACAUGUUUUACAGCUCCUGUUAUUUCUGCCUCCACAUUGCCUGCAUGUUGGUGUUGUUAAUAUUCCCAGUGAAAAGAACUCAAAAAGGAGAUAAAGAACAAGAAAGCCCCCGGCCCUCUCGGUCAAAAAAGCAAGAUGAUGGUGAUGAAGAAGAAGAAAAAAGCAUUCUGGGACAUGAUAGCAAUUCAGUGGCAAAUAGUUUCAAUCAGAAAAGAGAAUUCACCUGCAGAAAUACAGCAACAAAUCAAUGAUUCAAGAUGCUACGGUGGAUAUAUUUUAUAUUUUCAAAGCCCAUUUAUAGCACCUUUUAAAGGGGUUUGUAUUUGUCUGCAAAGAUGGUUAGUAAGAAAAGAAUGCUAUGUCUCUAGAGAAUAUUGAAUACACUAGUAAGAAUGGAAACAAAGCAAAUUAACCUCUGCUGUGCCAUGUUCCUGUGGAUCAUGCCUUAUAUGAAAAUAUUAACCAUUAUUUCAAUGGGCACUCAGGACUUAACAGCGUAUGUCCAUUGGGUCAUUGGUGUGCCCCUUUGUUGAAUGUACGUUGUGUAUCCUAUGGCACUGAUGGGGGUGGUGAACAAUUGUUUCAGUCCAGAAUAACAGAAAGAAAAUACCUUAAAAAAGGAAAUACCUUGCCUUAAGCCCUCUAUCUACUGAAAUAAAGUUUUUAAGUUGUAUUUUCAUGCUUAAUAUAAUGUGGGGAACAUAGUUUAAAUAUAAACUUUAGUGUGCUAAUGGACAAAAUAGGGAACUGGAAAAAAACAGAGUUUGAAGUGUUAAGAAGGAAUUUGCAAUAAGCAUCUCAAUAUUUUAAGGGUUUUCUUGGUAUAUCAUAUGUAGAGUACAGGACUGCAAAAAUUGCCAAUGCCAAAUUAUAGUUGUUUUUAUCUGAUAAAUAUGGCCAUUUCAAGGGAGCCCUCUGAAGACUUUGUUUUUAACUUGAAAGUCACUCUUUCCAGGGCUAAAUACUCUGGCUUGUUUAUUUUGCUGUUUCAGUACACAAGGUACACCAAGAAAAAUAUUGGCAGCCAGCAUCUCAUGUCUUGUUAAAACUGGCAUUACAGCAAAAUUUCUCCUUGUUACUGUGCACAAAUUAUUUUACAAAGAGUGAAGUUAAGAUGCAGUUACCUUGACAUUUUAUCAGAGAUGUAAAGAAUUUGUGUGGGAAGGUACUUAUGAUAUAAGUAUAGUCAGAUUAUUUUAUGGUUAUAAUUCAGUUUAUAUUAAACAAAGGGUGAAAUUGCUAAAUAGGCAUUUUCUAGCUCAUCCUUAACAUUAUGUACCCUAUAACAUCGGACAGCCUGUGAUUUAGGAAACCAGGAUUUCAUAUAUGGAGAUCUCACUGUACCUUUUGAUAAAAUGUUCCCAACUGUUCUGGGUUUUUCCCCCCAUUUUUAUUUUUAAAGUAUAUCAAGGGAAUUGAUAAAUAUUAAUCACUUUUUGGUGAACAUUAAUAACUGCUAAAGAAAUGCUUAAAGGGCUAUAAUUUUUAUUUGCUUAUUUUCAUACCAUUUUACUGUCUUUUUUUUUAGUAAAUGCAAAACACUUUUAUCUUUUAAAAUAUAAGAAAUGCCACAGCAAAAGUAAUGAAGUUCAAGAUUGGGCUGUUACUAAAAUAAACUGAAGCUUCUUCCUGAUAAUGUUUCAUAACAUUAAUUAUGCAGUGCAUGACUGAAUAUUUCAGAUAAGCACAGAAGGGUAAAUCUGCUCUUUGACAGCAUAGAAAGCAAAUGAUACAGAAACCUCAAGGGAUUCUAAGUUUAAUUUUCACAGAUCAAAUCUGAAUCAAGAAUAGGAAAUAGAAAAUAUGUACUGCUGAGUGUCUCGCUUAUAUAUUCUGCCUCCCCAAUAUCUGUGGAUAGUUGGAGACAGGUGCCUUCUGUGUGAGGGAACAAAAUAGUGUUAAUGAUGUCAGUGGCAGAAAUAUAGAAUGAAACGUUUGUAGAGUAGGUAACUGCACUUUCAAAAAGGCUUGCAUACUAACAGUCAUGGAGGUGAAUAUUAACACUGGAAAUGGUGAAAUGAUGUUAAGGUGUAACUUCUAUUCUGUCUUUAGAUAAAGUGGUUUCAGCAGUAUGUGAGCAAGGCUGUAACAA
Messenger RNA from Sceloporus undulatus (fence lizard), 3431 nucleotides. RefSeq names its product membrane bound O-acyltransferase domain containing 2 (gene MBOAT2). The record is from RefSeq and is a predicted model, not a curated record. Gene Ontology annotation, molecular function: acyltransferase activity. Gene Ontology annotation, cellular component: membrane. Lineage: Eukaryota; Metazoa; Chordata; Lepidosauria; Squamata; Phrynosomatidae. The annotation marks the transcript as partial. Gene Ontology annotation, biological process: lipid modification. The transcript has 13 exons.